Messenger RNA from Bursaphelenchus xylophilus (pine wood nematode), 6061 nucleotides. The record is from the annotation of a GenBank genome assembly. NCBI's taxonomy places the organism in Eukaryota, Metazoa, Nematoda, Chromadorea, Rhabditida, Aphelenchoididae.
AUGUUUUCGAGAACUCUACUACCUCGGACCCGCAAUCUGAAUCUGCGGACGGUACUGCUCGUAAUUGUUGCAUGCUUCGUUGCCUAUCGAUUUCUAGGCGUCGGCGCCAAAAGUUCAGAGAAAGGGUCUGGGAUCCUAACCCGAGACAUCACCCUCAACCGUGAUGAGUACGGAAGUAAGUUUUCAACAAGUCUUCUACUCAAAAUCUAUGAGAGUAAGGAACGGAUAGUUUUCAGAAAAGAACGUCCACAUUGUUGUGAUACAAGCCGACUUAAAGCAGUCCCGACAAUACGCUCUGCCACAGGCAACACUGCGGUGCUACAGCGCCUUCCACAACUACACGUUGGCGGCGAUAAAUUUCGCGGAACAUGUGGAAUAUGCGGAGAAAUGUCCGGGAGAAAUUGUAAGCCACCUAUGUUUUAUGAGUUUGAACACACGAUGAAAAUUAUGUGGAUUCGUCGCGUCCUGAAAUUUUCAUUGCAGGAAAUUGUCACAUUUUGCCAACUUUCGACCUAAAAAUCUCGGUUGUUUCUGCAAAGCGCGGGCUAGGAAUCACGCAUAUGCCUUAGAACAAAAUAAUCUAAAUUUGUGCCUAGUUUCAUCAGAAACCGGGGAAUGUCUUCCCCGGCACUAAUAGCUUUUAUUUUUGGAAAAUAUUUGUUGAAUGUCAGGCACGUAUGUCAAAAAACCAUACAGUUAAAAUUUUCACGGGAGCCGGGAGCCGGAGCCGCAAACUUGGCCUCGGCUCCGGCUCUGGGAGCUGUUAUAAAAGCCGAAUUUCUUCCAGUUUGUCUUCCGUCGGCACUGCGCACUCUCCCAUUACAUGGAAAAUCAUCCCGAGGCGGAAUGGCUGCUCUUCCUGGACGCUGACAUAGGUGUUGUAAACCCGAACCAUUUGAUAGAAGAGUACCUCAAACAUGAGAGUGACCUCACGUUUUAUACUCGAGCCUUCAACUACGAAGUGAUGGCUGGAGUCUAUAUUGUCAAGAAUAAUAAUUUUUCAAGACAAUUUUUGAUGAAAUGGAGUAGGUAUGAAGUCCUCCAGCCGAAAGCCGUCCCCGGAAGCGAUAAUGGAGCAAUUCAUGUGAGCCAUUUAAAAAAGAAUUGUUUUUUAGCCGUUAUAGACGUGUGUAUGCUCAUUAUUUUCCCCUGAUAAACCAAAGCAAAGCACGUUCAAAAUGGUUGUUUUUCAGAAAGUCCUCCUUGACGAGUUUGCUUCGAAGGCUUCAAAAUCGGAGGCAUCGGUUUGCCAGCACCUCUGGGAGAAGUCGAAGAAAAUAACGGAUAUUUUCGUCUUCGAAUCCUGCGUCCGCUCGAUCCUGGGCUUCCGAAGUCGGCUGGAAAGCGCGGAAGGAAGCGCCACGAUUCUCUUCAACCAUGGAGAUUAUUUGGCGAGGGAUGGCUGGAUGAGUGGGAAUGCAUGGAGCGAUCAGGACUUCCUUUUCCAUGGAUGGCAAGAAAAGUGAGUCUCUGAGCAAGGUCAUUGCCCAAGUUGUACACGGCCAAAAGACAUUUGCUAUUAGCCUGUCGGGAAAAUAAUGAGUACUGUGUCGCAUCGGAAAUCGUAUCGCCGUUGAGAAAAACAAAUUGUAUCGUGGCAAAAUCGGCGAUUGGCGUAGCGAUAUUGGCACAUUAUUUUCCCGACAGACUGAUAGCAUCUUUAUAAAAUGCAUGGACACAAAUGUCCAUGCACUUUAUGAAAAUUCCAGUAGAUCCCCUAAGGAAGCCAAGGGAGUUUUUAAGCCAAUUUUAUUCCGCAUUACUGACUUGCAGACGUCGCAAUCGGCUCCAUGUUUUCGCAGGAUGGAAGUCACCGUUUGCAGUCGAAAGAUUUCCGACCGACAAAUGCCUGGAAAAAGAUGCCGGAAAAUUUUGGGCUUACCAUGAGAAUAUGUAUCGAACUGGAGACCACGUACCGAACAUACUAACUGAUCUGACAAACGCUGGCUAUAUUGAACACCUCCGACGGUUGGAAGAGGUGGCAAAACAGCGGGUAGAGCUAUUCAAAAACCAUCUCGAUUAGAGAAUUUAUUGACAUGUGUAGUACAUAAAGUAUCACAAUCACGUGUGGUUUAUUGCACUUCUUGCGUAUAAAGGGAAGUUUCUUACGAUUAUCUAUAACCUAUUUGGAUUGGUUUAACAAAUGCUUGUAGUUACAUUUCGUUGAUAAAUAAGAGUUUUACGUCAAUAAACGCUUAAUUUUUUACCUUUCAAAGGUGUGUAAAUACGAUUUUGGCCGAGGGGUUAGGAGAAGUCUUCCACUGUUAUUUCGACGACGUCCUAACUGCUAGUAGGGAUUCAGCAACUCAUCUUCAGGACCUCGAAAAGCUAUUCCAGAACCCCGCGCAGCAAACUUAAAACUUAAGCCUAUGAAAUGCCAAUUUUUUGUGACGAGUUUGAAUUUUUGGGUCAUUGUUUGACCCCUCAGGGUAUAAAAAAAAUAAUAAGAAAGUCAGUGACAUGUUAGCGACUCCAGUUCCAAAAAACCUAAAAGAAUUGGAGCGGGCCAUUGGUUUUUUCAAUUUUUAUCGAAAAUUCGUACAAAAUUUCUCGGAUAUCAUCAAUCCAAUGCGUACGGCUCUAAAAAACACGAGACGAGUCAAUAAGUAACCGGAGACAAACAAUAAAUCAAGCUUUUACAACGAUCAAAGCCCUCUGAAUAAUCAAUUUUUAUGUUGUUUUAUGGCCACGCCAGAAUGUAAAAAAAACUGGUCAAGGACACGCUAGAACAGCUGAGGUGAAAGCUUCUAGCCGCUAUACUCACCGGACACCGCACUUUCAGAUUAACACUCGCUUCAACCAAUGAGACCCGACCUGAGGCAACAACGUUUCGCUGAAUACAAAAAUGUCAAAAAUUGGUCCGAUGACUGAAUUCGUUUUCACUGAUGGUAUAAUAAUUAAAUAAACUUUAAUGUAAUAUUUUUUGUUUUGAUGAAGAUUGUCGACCCAAGAAAACGGCGGAGUCAUACUUUUAGAACUAAUAAAGUAUAGAUAUAAGAAUUAUGUAAUUUGCCGUUUUCCCUGGUUACCCUGUGUAGACUUCAUCUCCGAAUCCCAAACGCAGGGAGUCUCGACAUGUUUUGCGGAGAUAUUCAGAAGGCUUGCUUCAUUAAAAAAGAUAAAAUCAGGAUAUUGAAAGAUUAGAUGUCGUUAAAUUCAAAAAACGACCUGAGGAUCUAAUUGGAAGAUAUUUGUAGACGACUUCUGCGCAAUUUUAAGGGAAUGGAGCUGGAUAUUCAAGGACUUAGAUGUGUUGCUGUCAUUUACGUUGUCUUGUUUCAUUUAUGGCCAAGGACCUUUAAAAAUGGUUAUCUCGGAGUUGACAUGUAGGUUUUGCACUUAAAAUAAAUAGCCAUAGAUGACCGUCUGGCAUGUGUGCCAAAUUUAAAGAAAAUCUGAACAUUCAUGAUGCCUAACCCAAACGAUUUAUUUUGCAGAUUCUUUGUCAUCUCCGGCUACCUUAUGCAUCACAUCCUCAGCUCAAAAGAGCUCUCGUCGCACGCAGUCGCGAAAUUUUACUUCCGCCGCAUCCGACGCAUUGCCCCGCCGUACAUUGUUCUUCUGACUUUGACAGUUGUAGCGGCCAACGUCGUCUUUUCGAUACUAGAAUUCUCUAAAGUUUUGGAUGAAUUACUAGCGGCUGCAACCUUCACCUCCAACAUUUUUAAGCUUCCCGCGCAAGGGUAUUUCGCAAUCAACAAUGAGUACCCUUUGUUUCUGCAUACAUGGUCGUUGUCUGUCGAGUUUCAGUUCUACUUGAUUGUUCCAUUCAUCUACUUGGUGUAUUGCCGGCUACGGGCAAUACAAAGGCAUGUAGCGAUCGGAUUUUUGGUUUGCCUGGCUGCGCUUAGCUUUGCGUAUCAAGUGGCAAAUGGAAGUCGUAGGUUAAUCACGGUUUUCUCAGAGGUUUUUUUAAUUUUCUCAGAGGUCCCAGACGUUAAUUUAAGGCCGAAUUAGCCUAAUUACAACAAAACAACUCUAUAACGAAAGUCUGUUGGGAAAUUAUGAGUACGAUUUCGCUUCAUCAAUUGCGCCGCUGAAGUCAAAAGAAAUUUGGUUUUUCUGCGACACAUUUCAUUUUCUCGGCGGCGAUUUUGAUGCAACUUAGUCCCCAUUAUUUUCCCGAGAGACUAAUAUCGAGAAUAUUAAAAUUUUACCAAAAAAUUCUUUUUUCCAAGUCCCGAAGCGAAAAUAUUAAACGGUAUCGUUGACCCGAAGUGUCGUUGACCCGAGUUGUCGUUGACCCGAGUAGUCGCGACCCGAGUUGUCCCUGACCCGAAAUGUCGUAGCGCCGUUUUGUCGCGCCCCGUACCGUGCAUAAAUACCCUCAAUCUUGCACCGUGCGUUGAAAUAUCGCUCCGACAGAAACAAUUUUUGGCUAACGAUAAGUCGCAGCGUCGGUGCGAAUUUCCGCAGUGCAAAGGUAUAGAAAGAAGUUCAAAAUGCACUGUGAUCCGUUGUCAUUAUUUUACCGAGAGGUUGGAAGAGCGUUGUGAACAGGCAAUUUUUAUAUAUUUUCAGGCAGUACUAACAUCGCGCACAUGAGUCUGCUCUCCCGCAUCUGGCAGUUCCUUUUUGGGUUCCUGGCCAACGCAUUGAAGUCAACGGACAAAAUGGAAACUUAUGCGGAGUUGCCAACUGACGAGCUAGGUGCUGCUCCUUCAGCGAUUAGCCGUAAAAAAGAAGACCACUCACAAAGAGUUGUCAAGACCAUUUUGGCGGUCACAUUGCCCUUCCGCGAGAAAGGUGCUCCUUCAGCGAUUAGACAUCAAAAAGAAGACCAGUCACAAAGAAUUAUCAAGACUAUUUUGGCGAUCACACUGCUCUACCAACUCCUCUAUCCGCUGACUCAUUUGGUAUGGCUCAAUCGACUGAUUUGCAUAUCCACCGCCGCCGCUUUUAUUUGUCUAAAGAGCGGAUCAUGGCUAGAACAACGCUCCCUUGUUUUUGUCGGCGACAUUUCCUACUCGUUGUACUUGAUCCACUGGCCAGUCAUCAUAUUUUGGAAGUUUAUGGGACUAUGGGAAGUCACAGGCCCUACAGUGCAGGGUGAGUAGCCUCAAAGAGUUUGCAAAUAAAAAAGAUCAAUUUCAGAUGGGUUGAUCAUAUUGCAAGGCUCCAUGUUUCUCAGCUACCUCUUCGAAACCGGUUUUAAGAAACUCUUAGCCUCUGUGGACGGCUGGAUUCGGCUUACCAAACUUCUCCUCCUCCUCAAUAUUCUGCUCAUCUCGUCCGCCGCUGUAAUGUAUCUGAGGGUGCCAGAGAGCAGCCGCGACAAAGUUAACGGGUCCAGCAGCGGCCUAAACAUGACUGUUAUGGACCAAACGUUGCAAUUCUACGAGAACCGACACAAAAUGAGCCUCAACCUCAGCCGUGACAAAGUAAUAACCUAUAAUAGUCAAGUCCAACAAUUUAUCAAUGAUUUUAUACACGAAUGCAAUUUGAAAUUGAGAAGGCAGGAUCACCCACCAGAGUUUUCGCGCUCUCUGAUUUCUUGCCAAAUCGAGGUACGUGAAGUGAAUAAAUGCCUGCAGUGUGACUACUACGCCUUUCCAAAAGUCCGUCAACUUAAUGUCGCAAGCUUUUCACUGUGCGGAAAGCACUCUAUCUUUUGCAGUACAAUUCUCCGGCGCAUUUUAUUAUAGUAUCAGUCUGUCGGGAAAAUAACGAGCACUCUCUCACAUUGAAAAUCGCAUUGCCGCCGAUAAAAUUAAUUGUGUUACGACAAAAUCAAAUUGCUUUUAACUUCAGACGCAGCGACACUGUGCUCAUUAUUUUCCCGAUAGAUUUAAAAAAAGGUUAAACAAAAUUUAUCACAUGCGUUUUGCAGGGCACCGGAACAAAAGAAAUCGUAAUUAUCGGGAACAGUUUUGCGCGCGACCUCUUCUACGGUGUUUGGCCGCUAAUGAAACACAAUUUCAAGCGCCUUUCGAUGUACUGUUUAUCGUGCGCAAUUCCAUACGCAAUCGACAAGCAGACUGGUCAACGAAGGCACGACUUCAUCGGGCUGAUAAAGCGCUGGGAUAGGCCGAUUGACAUCUUGAUUGUCAGACAUUCGUAG